Messenger RNA from Anguilla rostrata (American eel), 1518 nucleotides. RefSeq names its product odorant receptor 131-2-like. Gene Ontology annotation, cellular component: membrane. The transcript is spliced from 2 exons. The record is from RefSeq and is a predicted model, not a curated record. Gene Ontology annotation, molecular function: olfactory receptor activity; G protein-coupled receptor activity; odorant binding. The coding region runs from base 300 to 1235 and encodes 311 amino acids. Lineage: Eukaryota; Metazoa; Chordata; Actinopteri; Anguilliformes; Anguillidae. Gene Ontology annotation, biological process: G protein-coupled receptor signaling pathway; detection of chemical stimulus involved in sensory perception of smell.
GCUUAUAAUUACAGCUGGACAGCUUCAAACAUCUUUAGCCAGCGCACAACUCAAAUUGCACUGCACUGAAAAAUUCUGGAUAUGACGUCAGAAUCCCGGAUAUGACACAGCCAGACAGUUAAGAGCCUGCUGGGUAAUCCGAUGAGCCCAGUACAGUCCAUGAGAACCGGGAAUGUCACGAAUUGCGAAGUUGUCUGAGGAGAAUUUGUCGCUAGUUCAACAGAUAUUUUGGUGAGUGGUAGCUAACAUCAGCGACACCAUGUUAGUUGGCAAACAUCACCAGUACAGGUGUGUGACCCAUGGAUCAGAACAGCAGCAGUGAGGAGCUGCAAGUAAUUAAUAGCGACCCCGUGGUGGAGAGGAUUAAGAUGGCCAUAGUGCAAGUGCUGGUUUGGUUCUUUAUUUACAUCGACAUCUUCAUGCUCUUCACCUUAUUCAGUAAGCAGGCUUUCUGGGGCACCGCACGCUACAUCCUGUUUGCUCACACCCUGCUGGUGGACUCAAUCUACCUGCUGCUCACAGAACUGGUGGUGCUGCUUAGCUACAACUAUCUGCUCUUUCCUGUGAGUUCCUGCAUUCUGCUCUGCAUUAUCUUGGAGAUCGUUAGCAACUGCACACCAGUGACCAUCACUGCUAUGUGCUUAGAGCGCUAUGUGGCCAUCUGCAUGCCUCUGAGGCACGCUGACAUCGCCACCACUGGCAGAAUGUUGGUUGUCAUCACCACUGUCUCAGCCUACAGCUCCCUCAUCCCUUUUCUGGACCUCUUUAUCCUGAUCAUCACGGCCCCGCCCGGCUACUUUGCCACGCCGACCUUGUGCCACUAUGAGAUCAUGAUUCUGACCGAGUGGCAUCGCUUCAUACGGGACGUCUGGUAUCAAAUUGACAUAGUUUUGAUUGUGCUUAUCAUUCUGUUUUGUUAUGUUAAAAUCACGCUGGCUGCUCGAACUGCCUCCGGAGAGAAUAAGCAGUCUGCGUCAAAGGGGAGACACACGCUCCUGCUCCACGGCCUGCAGCUCAUUCUCUGCAUAGCUGACAAUUUGAGCCCUUACACUGAGAAAAUAGCGCUGGAGCACAGUCUGCAGCUAUACUUGAGUAUCCGAUACUCCAAUUAUGUGGCCUUGGGUAUCGUCUCCAGGGCUCUGAGUUCAAUAAUAUAUGGUCUCAGAGAUAAAAAGUUUUCCCUUGUUCUAAUGUAUUACAUCACCUGCAGGUUUAAUCACAAUAUAGCAGCUUAAAGACUCUUCAGAGAUGAAUCGGUAUAUCUGAAUAUAAAGACAGCACUACAUACGCCUGCAAGGUCUCUUUUGCUCUUGUGAAUAUGUCUGGGUCAAAUAUGCACUUGAAAUACUUGAACUCCUUAGACACCAGUGAAAUUUAAACACUUCUGAAGAUCCCUGGCAAUUUUACAAUGAAACGUACGUAUUACUAAGCAUUGGCAAAAAUGUUUCUUUCAAAACUGCAGCAGUUUUACUGGUUAAAUAAUUUCUUAGGACAAACAUUAAAAAAUAAAUUAGGAAA